Mycetomoellerius zeteki is the source of this 1002-nucleotide messenger RNA. It is a transcript of the gene mub, whose product is annotated as poly(rC)-binding protein mub. The record is from RefSeq and is a predicted model, not a curated record. The transcript has 4 exons. Gene Ontology annotation, molecular function: RNA binding. Lineage: Eukaryota; Metazoa; Arthropoda; Insecta; Hymenoptera; Formicidae. Bases 136 to 894 code for a protein of 252 amino acids.
UUUCUGUUUCAGUCCCCUCCCAAAGGUGCCACGAUCCCUUAUCGCCCCAAACCCCAAGUCGGUGGGCCAGUGAUCCUGGCUGGUGGGCAAGCCUACACCAUCCAGGGUAAUUACGCGGUGCCCGCCCACUCGGACAUGGGCAAACUGGGCAGCAAUCCUUUGGCUGGACUGGCAGCCUUAGGCCUUGGAGGUCUUGCCACACCGGCAAACACGGGUGGUCUUAAUCCAGCAGCAUUAGCUGCAUUGGCUGGGAGCCAGCUGCGUACGAACAACACGAAUAGGCAGCAACCGGCGGCGAACAAUCAGACGCAUGAGAUGACCGUGCCAAAUGAGCUGAUCGGUUGCAUCAUUGGGAAGGGCGGUACCAAGAUCGCCGAGAUCCGUCAGAUCUCCGGCGCCAUGAUCCGAAUCAGCAACUGUGAGGAGAGGGAGGGCGGAGCAACGGACCGCACGAUCACCAUAACCGGGAAUCCGGACGCCGUGGCGUUGGCACAAUAUCUCAUCAACAUGAGUGUCGAACUGCAGAAAGCUAACCUAGAGGCCCAUAAUACCCAAACCCCUGGCAGCGGUACCACUCCCGGAGCAUCCGGGGCCAGUGCUUCCCCCUCUACCACCACUACCACUGCCUCUCCCUUGGCCAGCGCCAUCCCCUUGGCUCAGCUGCUAAGCAAGCCAGGCGCCCUCAACGCCCUAUCUAGCCUCACCGCCCUCGGCGGACUCACGGAAUUGCUAGGUGGUGCUGCUGGCGCAGCUGCAUCCGCGCUACCGGUCCAGACUACCGGCGUGCACCGAUCGCACAAGACCUUUACGCCGAGGCUCCGUAGCCCGGGCGCACCAGGCCCGACCGACAGCGGCAAGUUCAAGUCCGAGCGUACCAAGUAUAAUCCGUACUGAACGAACAGACAAGCAGCAGGAUGAUAAUGAUGUUACAGGGGGAACACUACACAUAAAUACAAAUCUACUACUACAUACUUUUAGCGUACACUUGUGUAACACACCGAA